GUGAUCUAUUUUUGCAGAGCCUGAGAAUUGAAGUCUGCACAUUUAGCUUAAAAUGACGGGAGAAUCUAUAUCUGGUUGGGAGUUCGAUAAAUUUGACGACGGUUCUUUGAAAAUUGUUGGUGAGGUGCAGCUCAGGAAGUAUGGCAAGUUUCUUGAAGAGUAUGCCACCCAGUUGAAAGGAAUUGAAGAUGCCUUAGACGAAUCCGUAGGGGAUGUGUGGGACUUUACACUAGAUCCUAUCUCACUACAAUACUUGCCGUGUGAACAGACUUCAUUGCUGGACCUCAUCAAGACUGACAACAAGAUCUUCAACAAAGUCAUCACUGUAUUUGCAUCUCUUUGUUGUGAGGUUGAGCAGCUGAAAUAUGAGGCUCAACAUAAAUUCUACCCUGCACUUAUCUUCUAUGGAGAAGGAGAACCCGAGACAGGUUUGGAAGAAGGAGAGGCACAGGUUCAGAUGGGACGUCUCAUGCCCUUCUUGCAGGAGUUGUCAUGCUAUGUGAACCGUUGCUAUGAAGUUGUCAAGAACAUGGUGGACCAACUUGCUGCCUUGUACAAUAAUGCAAAGACUGCACCAAAGAUCAUUGAUGUUACUCAUGUUCAUUUUCUUACAACCUAUGAGUACCUGGGUGAGCUCCUGCGUAUCUUGAUCACACUCGAUGAGAUCGUUGCCAAUCAAGCAACACUCAGGGAUCACUGGACACUCUACAAGAGGAUGUUGAAGUCAGUGCAUCACAACCCUCAGAGGUUUGGGAUGGAGGAAUCCAAGCUGAGACCGUUUGAGAAGCUUCUCAUGGGACUCCAGGGUCAACUCUUAGAUGGCAUGAUCUUCCAGAACUGUGUUGAGCAGAACUUUGAUGACUGUGGAGUGACCGUGUCAAAAAAUACCUACUUUGCUGAGGAGUUUGCUUACAAUAUCAGAACCAUGUUUGCCAACACUGAUCCAAGGAUUGGUGAGGUGAAUGAGACAGACCAAAGACUGAAGUAUGUUGGUAUAUGUGGUCUCUAUGUACUCCACUAUCAGAUCUUCAGAGUCAUCGACAAAAAGGUCUUCAAAUCUCUCUGGGAUGUCUACAAAAAGAUUCCAGCCAUCACAUUGACAGCCAACAUUGUGUGGUCAGCCAACCAGUUCUUACUCAAGAGUCUCUCACCUCACGUAGCUAGACUGAUUGAUAGGAAGGCACAGCAUCAUGUCCUACAGCAGACCAGUCUGUUCUUACAACAGAAGAGCCAGAACCUUCUCAAGGAGGUACAGGUAUACUACAUGCAGGUGUGUUCCUGGAUGGUUCGUAUGGAAUCGAGUCUGACUCAGGCCAACACUGUCAUAGAGGACCUCACGCACAAGUGCACUCUCUUCAUACAUGGGUUGCUGUUUGCCUACAACAUCAGUAACCUUGUUCACACUGUGAUGAACCUUCAUGCUCACAUGAACAAACCCAUGACCAAAACAGCCGUCCUUGCUCUGUGCAGACUCAUCGAGAUGCUCAAGAGCAUUGAGCACACCUUCCAUCGUCGUACCAUGCUUGUAGCUGAGUCUGUCACACACAUCAUACAGCAUCUUCAGUUCAUGGCCUUGGCCUCGGUCAACACAGCAAAGAAACGUAUCAUCUCAGACAAGAAGUACAGUGAGAAGAGGUUGGAUGCUCUCUCUGCCUUGGUGCUGGUGGAGAACGCCCUCAACGGACCAUCCACCAAAGAAAGGAGGUUGAUUGCCAAUCUCCUUGCUGUAGGAACUCAAAUGAAAUGUUUCAAGGAUGAUGAGCUGGUGUCCUUCAAGAGUUUGAUGAACAAGCUUGCUGCCAUCAGUGACCUCAGAACAAGAUUGCGGGAAGCAUGUAACUGCAGUUUCCUGUACUGGCAUCGUGUAGUCUUCCCUCUCUACCUGGCAGAUAGGUUUGAGAAUGCAGUGGAUGCUCAUAGGUUACAUUACAUGAUGGGUGCCUUAGCAGACUGUGUAGCACCUAUGAAGCAGACAAGGCAUCUAGACUCUAAUGGAGUGCUAUUGAACUGCUUUGAUAGGGAAAUCAAUGGACAACUCAAAGAGCAUCUACUGGAGCCACUGUGUCGUGCCGUUGAGACUGAUCUGCGUCUCUCAAUACACAACCACCUCCAGCUUGACGAUAGGAACCCGUUCAAGGUCACCCUGAAGGACAUCUCACACUUCCUCAAGAUGAAACCUAUCAGGUUCUUCAGCUACUUCAUCGACAUCAAAGCCCAUGUAACGCACUACCUGGACAAGACCUUCUACAACCUGACCACGGUGGCAUUGCAUGACUGGAAGACGUAUGCCGAGAUGCGUAACCUGGCAGCACAGAAGUACGGUCUGGCGAUGACAGAGGCUCAUCUACCUACACAGACUCUGGAACAAGGUUUGGAUGUGUUGGAGAUCAUGAGGAACAUUCACAUCUUUGUGUCCAAGUAUCUCUACAAUGUCAACAAUCAGAUCUUUGUGGAACGUUCCAGCAACAACAAGCAUCUUAACACCAUCAACAUCCGCCACAUUGCCAACUCCAUCCGUACCCACGGUACAGGGAUCAUGAACACCACCGUCAACUUCACCUAUCAGUUCCUUCGGAAGAAGUUCUUCAUCUUCUCUCAGUUCAUGUACGAUGAACACAUCAAGUCUAAACUCAUCAAGGACUUAAGGUACUUCAGAGAGAACAAACAGGAGAUGAACCAGAUGUACCCCUUUGACCGAGCAGACAAGUUCAACAAGGGCAUCAGGAAGCUAGGUCUGACACCAGAGGGCGACAGUUAUCUUGAUCAGUUCAGGAACCUACUCAGUCAGAUUGGUAAUGCGAUGGGGUACAUCAGGAUGAUCCGAUCAGGUGGUCUAAGAUGCUGCAGUAAUGCCAUCAGGUUUGUACCAGACCUGGAGGACAUUGUAAGCUUUGAAGAACUGGUUGGAGAAGAGAAGCUAUCACCUGAAGUCACACAAGCUGCAAGGAAUCUUGACAAUGUAAUCGGAAACCUGACAAAGAACUUUGCAGAAGGAACUGAGUACUUCAAGAUGUUGGUGGAUGUGUUCUCACCAGAGUUCAGGAAUCCUAAGAACAUGCAUCUCAGGAACUUCUACACCAUCCUUCCUGCCUUGACACUCAACUUUGUGGAGUACUCUGUGAGCUCCAAGGAAAAGUUGAACAAGAAGAACAAGAUGGGAGCAGCUUUCACGGAUGAUGGAUUUGCCAUGGGCGUGGCAUACAUCCUGAAGCUGUUAGACCAGUACCAAGAGUUUGACUCCCUUCACUGGUUCCACUCGGUCAAGUUCAAGUACAACAAGGACAAGGAGACAGUUAGGAAGCAGAUGGGAGGAGAUGAGAAGCUACAUAACACAGCACAACUCACAAUCAAGAGACUGGACACGUACCAAAGGGAGUUUGAUCUGCUGUACUACAGCUGGAGCAGUGCUAGGAUCUUCUUCAGAGCUGACAAGACAGCCGCUGAAGAGCAGGAGGAAAAGAUUGAGAAGGAAGAGAGAGAAAACAAAGCCAUAGAGGGCGCACCACAAGAGAGACUAGCCCUGACUGCACCAGCAACCAACAAUACGCCAGCUAUCGCAGCACCGCCAACUUCCAACUUACCUGCCAUUAUGGCCAGCUAGGUUCGUCAUACUAACAGGAGAAAUGGCACACAACCUGCUUAGAUCUGGUACAUGCACCAAAUCUACCUACUCAAGGAUGAUACAAUAUACAUCGCCCGUCGUGAUAUAUAGCCUUCACAGGGCAUGACUACCCUCUAAAAUAAUAAUGAGUUUUACAAAUUAGAGUUCAUCACGUUAGAAACUGCACAUGUAGAAUAGGGUGAGGGUAAGGCAACCUCCUUCUAUACAGUAAAAUUCAGUGGAAGGGGUCAAUUGAUUUAUUUUAAGUUGUGCCAUUAUCUAUCUUGUAUUGCACAAUGCACAUGGUCCAUUACCAAAACUGUAUUACUUUGUGGUGGAUAAGACUGCUGCAUUUAUAUCAAUUACAGAUUAUAGCAGUGCUUUAACCAACAAAUUUUAUUCUGGCAGUUAUUAUUUUACCUUUUGAAUUUAAAAUUUUGAAAAUUUGCUGUAUUGAAAGUGCUUUACUUCACCUUGCUUUAAGGAUGUUUAUGAUUCAUACUGACAAAAUAUGUUAUAUGCUUUUACAAUUGAUGAGAGGAAAUAAAUUAUU
This is a messenger RNA of Strongylocentrotus purpuratus (purple sea urchin), 4154 nucleotides long. Its product is annotated as WASH complex subunit 4. NCBI's taxonomy places the organism in Eukaryota, Metazoa, Echinodermata, Echinoidea, Camarodonta, Strongylocentrotidae. Gene Ontology annotation, biological process: endosomal transport; endosome organization. The record is from RefSeq and is a predicted model, not a curated record. Gene Ontology annotation, cellular component: endosome; WASH complex.